This is a messenger RNA of Diospyros lotus (date-plum), 2846 nucleotides long. RefSeq names its product probable cyclic nucleotide-gated ion channel 5. The coding region runs from base 518 to 2626 and encodes 702 amino acids. The record is from RefSeq and is a predicted model, not a curated record. Gene Ontology annotation, cellular component: membrane. The transcript is spliced from 9 exons. Gene Ontology annotation, molecular function: protein binding; voltage-gated potassium channel activity. Gene Ontology annotation, biological process: transmembrane transport; potassium ion transport. Lineage: Eukaryota; Viridiplantae; Streptophyta; Magnoliopsida; Ericales; Ebenaceae.
CAUUUUUGUUUACCUCUUCUCUCUCUCUCUCUCUCUCUCUCUGACUUCCAAGAACUUGCGUUACUCGCCCCCAAUUGUCGUACCCAAUCCCACCGUCUGAACGAGGCCCCAUUAGUGCCUAAGCACGCCUCUUUGUCUCUCUCCCCGACUUCCAAUUCCCGUGCCAAUCUGAACGCGUUCUCUCUGGUAUUCAUGUAAUUCUUCAUGCAAAAUGUUUGACUGUGGUUCCAAGUCACAAAUUCUGGGCAGCCAGCGAGAGAAGUUUGUGAGGGCUGCAUUUUCAUGGAAAAGGCAACAGAAGAAUGCAGUCAUGCCCACCCAUACCUGCUAAUAUCUUGUACAAAUAUGCCAUCAAGCCGAAUACAUUAACCAUACAUCAACUUUUUGGACGCUGUCAACUUGGUUCCAUUAGGUCUUUGAGCCAUAUGUUGAUUUAAGGGAAUUUAAUGCUUGCACAAAUCUUCAGUUGUUGGAUGACUUGGACUCCAGGUUAUCAUCUCCCUCUACCUCAGUUGGAAUGAACAAAUGUGGAUUUGGAAUUGAGGGGUUAAAACGUUCUGGUCAAGCAACUAAUACCCCAUCAAAGUCUUUCAAGAAAGGAAUGAGGAAAGGAUCUGAGGGUCUUAAGUCAAUUGGUCGUUCACUUAGAUUUGGGGUGUCUCGGGCAGUGUUUCCAGAAGAUCUUAAAGUAUCAGAGAAGAAGAUAUUUGAUCCUCAAGAUAAAUUCCUUCAGCUGUGGAACAAACUUUUUGUUGUAUCAUGUAUUCUAGCUGUAUCUGUGGAUCCUCUCUUUUUCUAUCUUCCAGUUUUUAAUCAGUCAUCACAGUGUCUAGGUAUUGAUCGAAAGUUAUCGAUCAUAGCUACAACGCUCCGAACAAUAAUUGAUGCUUUCUAUCUCCUUCACAUGGCAUUGCAAUUCAGGACAGCAUACAUUGCCCCAUCAUCUAGGGUAUUUGGACGAGGUGAACUUGUGAUAGAUCCUGGGCAAAUAGCCAAGCGAUACCUACGGGGCUAUUUUAUCAUCGAUUUUCUUUCUGUUCUUCCCCUACCACAGAUUGUGGUGUGGAAAUUUCUGCAUGGAUCAGAAGGCUCUGAUGUACUGGCUACAAAACGGGCCUUGUUCUUCAUUAUCUUGCUUCAGUAUAUUCCCCGAUUUGUCCGGAUGCUACCUUUAACUUCUGAAUUGAAAAGGACUUCUGGAGUCUUUGCUGAAACAGCAUGGGCUGGUGCUGUGUACUAUUUGCUGUUAUACAUGCUUGCUAGUCAUAUUGUUGGGGCAUUCUGGUAUUUGCUGUCUGUAGAACGUAAUGAUACAUGCUGGCAAAAUGCCUGUAAACAUGACAGUAAUGGGGUGUGUAAGACAGACUUCUUAUAUUGUGGGAACCAGAACAUGACAGGUUAUGAUGCAUGGAAUAAUACCAGUGCUUCAGUUCUAAAUUCCAGUUGCGGUGUAGGUGAUGACAAUCCUCCAUUCAAUUUUGGAAUAUUCGAACAGGCUUUGUCAUCUGGCAUUGUCUCUUCCAAGAAGUUCCUUUCUAAAUAUUGUUACUGCCUGUGGUGGGGUCUGCAGAACUUGAGUACACUUGGCCAGGGACUUCAAACCAGCACCUACCCUGGAGAGUCUAUAUUCUCCAUAGCACUAGCCAUAUUUGGACUCAUUCUCUUUGCCCUAUUGAUUGGAAACAUGCAGACAUAUCUUCAGUCUCUUACCAUUCGACUUGAGGAGAUGAGAGUCAAAAGACGUGAUUCAGAGCAGUGGAUGCAUCAUCGCUUGCUCCCACCAGAUCUCAGGGAACGGGUCAGACGCUAUGAUCAGUACAAGUGGUUGGCAACACGUGGAGUGGAUGAAGAAAGCUUGGUUCAGUGUCUACCCAAGGAUCUUAGAAGGGACAUAAAACGACAUCUUUGCCUGGCUUUGGUGAAGCGGGUCCCUCUGUUUGAAAGCAUGGAUGAAAGAUUGCUGGAUGCCAUCUGUGAGAGAUUGAAGCCGUGUUUAUACACAGAGAGCACGUACAUAGUUCGAGAAGGAGAUCCAGUGGAUGAGAUGCUUUUCAUCAUUCGUGGUCGCUUAGAGAGUGUGACAACUGAUGGUGGAAGGAGCGGGUUUUUCAACCGGAGUUUGCUUAAAGAAGGGGAUUUCUGUGGAGAGGAGCUUCUUACUUGGGCAUUGGACCCCAAAUCGGGUUCGAACCUACCCUCUUCUACGCGAACGGUGAAGGCUUUGACAGAGGUGGAGGCAUUUGCCCUAACAGCCGAAGAGCUGAAAUUCGUGGCCAGCCAGUUCAGGCGUCUCCACAGUCGACAGGUUCAGCACACUUUCCGGUUCUACUCGCAGCAGUGGAGGACAUGGGCUGCUUGCUUCAUCCAGGCGGCGUGGCGGCGAUACUCGAAGCGGAAAAUUUUGGAACUUCGCCGGAAGGAGGAAGAAGCGGCAGAAGCCCUGGCCGGGGCGAGCCACGGCGGUGGCGGUGGAAGUUCAUACAGCCUUGGUGCCACCUUCCUGGCUUCUAAAUUCGCGGCAAAUGCGCUUCGUGGGGUUCACCGGAACAGGAACCUUAAGAGUGCGAGAGAAUUGGUGAAGUUACAGAAGCCACCGGAGCCUGAUUUCACUGCUGAUGCAGAUUAAUUAUUAAUUCACCUUCUGUUUACUGCCGAGUGCUGACUGACUUGACUUUGUUAAUUAGUUGCUUUGAACUGGAACUGGAAUGAGAAGCAAUUGUAUGGAUGAAUUGCUGAACAAGUUGUGUGGUAGCCAUGAUGCAUGCUGCUUAGCUUGCCUUCUUCCCUAGUCUUGCGGCUGCAAUAUUUUUAUCCUACGUUAUUUAUAUAUAUAUUUUGUUUACUUA